AAGGUGAGCAAAACUGGUGCCGAAGGAAUGGUUUUAGACGAAGCGAAGAAUAUAAAUAAGUCACUCUCGGCCUUAGGAAAUGUAAUCUCGGCGUUGGCCGACGGAAAUAAGUCACACAUACCAUAUCGUGAUAGUAAACUGACCCGUAUUUUGCAAGAAUCUUUGGGUGGAAACUCGAGGACUACAAUAAUCAUCUGCUGUUCUCCCGCCUCUUUCAAUGAAAUGGAAACCAAGUCAACGCUUGAGUUCGGAAAGAGAGCCAAAACUAUUAAAAAUGUGGUUAUAGUGAAUGAAGAGUUGACUGCAGAAGAAUGGAAAAAACGCUACGAACGCGAGAAGGAGAAGGUUAAUAGACUUAGAGGUCAGAUAUCUAGACUGGAAGGCGAAGUGAACCGAUGGAGAGGUGGGGAAAGUGUGCCCAUCGAUGAACAGGCGAACCUCAAAGACCUGGAGGCCAGUACUCUAAGUUUGUCGGAAUCGGUGCAGAACUUGAGUGCAGUGACGGGUCCGGUCUCUACCGAGACUAAUAUAUCUCAGAUAAUUACCUCUUCUGAACCGAUGAGUAAUGAGGAAAGAAUGAAGUUUGAAGAGGAGAGGACUCGACUGUACGCCCAAUUGGAUGAAAAGGACGACGAGAUCGACAAAUACAGUCAGCAUUUGGAGAAACUCAAGGAACAAGUGGUAGAACAGGAAGAGCUGAUCACCUCUUCUCGAAGAGAUAACGAACUGCUCCAACAGGAGACGACUCGUAUUCAACAGGAAAACGAAUCCGCAAAAGAAGAGGUGAAAGAAGUUCUGCAAGCGUUGGAGGAAUUGGCCGUCAAUUAUGACCAGAAAUCACAAGAAGUUGAAUCUCGGAAUCGAGAGUUUGAGACUUUGAGUGAAGAUCUGAACACAAAGUUAAGCGCAUUGAAUAGCUCUCAAUCAGAAUUGACGCAAAUGAAAGAACAAAGUCUUCACCAAAGGAAACGACUCAACGAAAUGCUCACAAAUCUAAUGAAAGAUUUAGGAGAAGUGGGUAUUAUUUUAGGGGCUAACCCGAGCUCUGUUAUCGGCGAACUCAAAGUGGCCGGAGAUAGCAAUAAAAUGGAAGACGAGUUCACUGUCGCCCGACUAUACAUCAGCAAAAUGAAGAGUGAGGUCAAGGCAUUGACUUCGCGAACGCAACAAAUGGAAAGCCUUCAGACGACUUGCAAUAAAAAGAUUGAAUCGUAUGAAAAAGAUUUGGCCGAAUGUCGGCUUCUUAUCAGUCAAUACGAAGCGAAGAUGAAGUCCUUACAGGAGUCGAUGCGUGACAUCGAAAAUAAGAAGCGUUCGCUCGAAGAAGCUGUGGAUCAGCUGAACGAAGAGUGCACUAAACUUAAAGCGGCCGAAGAGAUGCAUGACGUGACCACCAAAGAGAAGCAAAAAGAAAAGGAUUCCGUCGAGAAGAUGAAGAAAGCGUUGGAACAACAGAUAGAGAAACACCGGGAAAACCAUCAAAAACAGUUGUCAGCGCUCAGGGAUGAGAUCGCAGAGAAACAGUCACUCAUUGAUCAUUGGUUAAUAUCGGGAUCGGAGUUAAAGCGCUUUAACUCCGAUCCCGAUUCACAUAAAAUCUAUUCAAAUUACUAUAUGUCUUACAUAUGA
Molecule: messenger RNA, 1629 nt
Organism: Medioppia subpectinata
Lineage: Eukaryota; Metazoa; Arthropoda; Arachnida; Sarcoptiformes; Oppiidae
Source: the annotation of a GenBank genome assembly